UUAGAGCCUGUUCCUGGCCAAUAACCAAGUAACUCCACCUUCUGCUGUAGAGAAAUGCGCUGUUUAUAUCAGCAAUCAGCUCCACAGAGCCCACUCACUCAAUCAGCUUCCAUCUAGAGAGGGCAUCAGUGCGCUUUGACUCACAGAUAAUUCAGACAUGCCUUCAGUGGGACUGGAGAUACUUGGAGUGGCUCUGGCUGUCCUGGGAUGGAUUUCCGCCAUCGUGUCCUGCGCCUUGCCCAUGUGGAGAGUGUCUGCGUUCAUUGGGGUGAACAUAGUCACAGCACAGACCACCUGGGAGGGCAUCUGGAUGAACUGCGUGGUCCAGAGCACAGGUCAGAUGCAGUGUAAAAUCCACGACUCUAUGUUGGCUCUAAGCGCCGACCUUCAGGCAGCCCGCGCCCUCACCGUCAUCUCCAUCGUGUUGGGCAUUGUGGGAAUCCUGGUGGCGAUUAUGGGGGCAAAGUGCACCAACUGCGUGGACGAAGAGACAGCAAAGGCCCGGGUGAUGAUAGCUGCCGGGGGGGCCUUCAUCUUGGCCUCUCUGACCCAGCUGAUCCCUGUUUCGUGGUCUGCACACACUAUCAUCGCGGAGUUCUACAAUCCAGUCAUCCCUGAGGCACAGAAGAGGGAGAUCGGCGGAGCUCUGUACCUGGGCUGGGCUGCAGCUGCAUUUCUGCUCAUUGGAGGCGGCAUCCUCUGCUCCAGUUGCCCCCCACAACCUGAGAAAAGGUACGGGCCUCCGUCAAAGAUGAUGUACUCGCAAACCAGGUCAAUCGCCCAGAGCGACUACAACAGGAGAAACUACGUCUGAACUUACACCUGCUCUUUUCUCACACCCUCUGCCGUCAUGGAAAAGACUGAUCAAAGAGAACUGGAGAGUACAGUCAUUUUUUAUAAAUUAUACACGUGUUGUCUUCAUGUUGAGAUGGAGGAAAAGCUGAUAUUCAUGUCACCAUAUGUCCCUUCGAACAAACUUGUUUCCCUUAAUUUUAUUGUGUGCAACUUUGUCACUGUUGGGAGCCGUGAAGUGAACAACUGUAUGUUAGUGAUGUGUUGUCGCCUUUAUUUUAUACUUACUUUAUACUUACUAAAAUGAAUUGUAUACAUUGUAACACACACUUAGAGAAAGGUUGGUUCUAGUUUUUUUGUAUUGACUGUGUAUGUGUUUCAUGAAGAAUUUCAGAUUUGAUUGGAGGUAUGUGAAGCCACAUAAUGUAGUUUUGUUAUCCAUACAUUUUUUAAAUCAGUUCAUCUGAAAUGUUUUAAUGUUUGACGUGUUUUUUUCAUUAAA
Seriola dumerili (greater amberjack) is the source of this 1294-nucleotide messenger RNA. Its product is annotated as claudin-4-like. Gene Ontology annotation, molecular function: structural molecule activity. Gene Ontology annotation, biological process: bicellular tight junction assembly; cell adhesion. The record is from RefSeq and is a predicted model, not a curated record. Gene Ontology annotation, cellular component: bicellular tight junction; plasma membrane. The transcript has a single exon. The coding region runs from base 158 to 814 and encodes 218 amino acids. Lineage: Eukaryota; Metazoa; Chordata; Actinopteri; Carangiformes; Carangidae.